Messenger RNA from Anolis carolinensis (green anole), 2054 nucleotides. RefSeq names its product neuronal differentiation 6 (gene neurod6). The record is from RefSeq and is a predicted model, not a curated record. Gene Ontology annotation, biological process: positive regulation of transcription by RNA polymerase II; axon development; sensory organ development. The coding region runs from base 173 to 1186 and encodes 337 amino acids. The transcript is spliced from 2 exons. Gene Ontology annotation, cellular component: nucleus. Gene Ontology annotation, molecular function: protein dimerization activity; DNA-binding transcription factor activity, RNA polymerase II-specific; E-box binding. NCBI's taxonomy places the organism in Eukaryota, Metazoa, Chordata, Lepidosauria, Squamata, Anolidae.
UGGCAUCAAUGUCACUUUUUAGAGAUCAAUGAGAUAGUGCAGAUAUACACAGAUCUAGACUCCAGGAGACGAUGCGACAUUCAGAUUGAAAAGAUCUGGAAGGCAAAAAAAUGAAAACUGAGUAUUGAAUGAGAUUUUUGUGAAGGCCAAGGUCACAUAAGAUUAUAACGCCAUGUUAACGCUACCAUUUGAUGAGUCUGUUAUAAUGCCAGAGUCCCAGAUGUGCAGAAAGUUUUCCAGAGAAAGUGAGGAUCCAAAGCUAAUUAAGAAGCCAGACAGCUUUGUGAAACAGAUUAUACAUCAAGGAAAAAGUAUUAAAAGAUCAACUGCAGAAGAUAUGGAGAAAGAGGAGGCAGAUGAGGACCGAGAAGAAGAGGAUGAGAAUGGUUUACCCAGGAGAAGAGGCCUUCGGAAAAAAAAGAUGACAAAGACAAGAGUGGAAAGGGUCAAAUUCAGGCGACAGGAAGCUAACACAAGAGAAAGAAACAGAAUGCAUGGCCUCAAUGAUGCUCUGGACAAUUUAAGGAAAGUGGUCCCUUGUUAUUCCAAAACACAAAAACUGUCUAAAAUAGAAACAUUGAGACUGGCUAAAAAUUAUAUAUGGGCUCUUUCUGAAAUCUUACGAAUUGGUAAGAGGCCUGAUUUGCUGACUUUUGUUCAAAACCUCUGCAAAGGUCUCUCCCAGCCAACAACAAACUUGGUAGCGGGAUGCCUACAGCUGAACGCCAGAAGUUUCUUGAUGGGUCAAACUGGGGAAACGGCCCAUCAUGUCCGAUCUCCCUACUCCUCCUUCUACCCUCCGUAUCACAGCCCAGAGCUGAACACUCCCCCGGGUCAUGGGACACUUGACAACUCCAAGUCCAUGAAACCCUACAAUUAUUGCAGCACUUAUGAGUCCUUCUAUGAAAGCACUUCUCCGGAGUGUUCCAGCCCACAGUUUGAAGGUCCCUUAAGUCCUCCCCCAAUUAACUAUAAUGGGAUAUUUUCCCUUAAGCAAGAAGAGCCUUUGGACUAUGGCAAAAACUACAAUUAUGGCAUGCAUUAUUGUGCAGUGCCACCCAGGGGCCCCCUUGGGCAGAGUUCAGUAUUCAGGUUGCCCACGGAGAGCCACUUUCCUUAUGAUCUACAUCUGCGCAGCCAGUCUCUCGCCAUGCAAGAUGAAUUAAAUGCAGUUUUUCAUAAUUAAUGAGGAAAAUGAAAAUAAACAGUGGUCAUUCACCUCUCUGUCUAAUUAAGAUAAACCAGACGCUUGUGACCUGUCUGAUCGGUGCAACUCUAUUUAAAAAUGUGUUUGCUAGGCUCUAAAGUGUGUCAACUAUUGUGGGACUUUUUAGUUCUUAAAAUAAUAAUAAUAAUAAUAAUAAUAAUAAUAAUAAUAAUAAUAAUUUUAUCAGUAUUUAAUUCCAUUUGGAUCUUGGUAAGCACUGUGAGUUUUAUCUGGAUUUUUAGGGGUCUUUUUUCCCUUCCUCCCCUAUUUGUUCGAUUUUAUCCAGCAGUGUGUCUAAAUGAUAUUGUUGAGCUGAGAAACACACACUGCAUAAAGUCUACAACGGUAUUUUGAUUGUACAGUAAACUAUAUCAUUGCAUGCCACUCAGAUCAGAGUAAAUAAACCAAUGUAUUUAUGAUAAUUAGAAAUGAUAUAUAAUGUGAUGGGGAAAAGGUGAAUUUUUAAACUCCCUUGAAUUUUAUUUAUUUGGGUUUUUAAAAAAAAUAAAACUGUCACAGGCAUCAAGAGGUGCAUUGGAGAUGGUGCAGCAAUAUUUUAAGCUAUGCAAAAAAUCAAAAGAAAGUGCAUCUAAAUAAAAUGGUAAUCAUUGACAAUUAUUCAAGCUUAAAAUUUGAAACAUUUCCUGGCAGGAACUACCUGUAAUAUCUGAAACGUGGAGUAUUUUUGGUCAAUAUUUUGCAUUCAUCACUUGGAUAUAAAAUUCAUUUGAUAUCUGCACUUCUUUUGUAAUAUUCUGCCUUCACAUGUAAAAUUUGUUAAAUGUACAACUGUGUUUUUCAUGAUUUGUUUUAAAUGGAAUUAAAGCAUACAUGUUUUCAAUCAUAA